Molecule: messenger RNA, 264 nt
Organism: Symbiodinium pilosum
Lineage: Eukaryota; Dinophyceae; Suessiales; Symbiodiniaceae
Source: the annotation of a GenBank genome assembly
AUGACCCCAAAGAGAUUGGCGUCAUCUUCAAAGGAAAGUUCGGCAAUGAGACUGAGAACGCGGUAUUGCAGACAACAGUCCUUGCCGGCGUUGCCGAUCCCGAGUACAUCCAGAGUAUUCGAAACAAGAACUACACAGAGGGCUAUGGCAUUCUCCGUGACGAGGAGACGCCAGGGCAGAUCGAUUUGGAGUGGACAGAUUUCGAGCGGAGACGGCGGACCUACUACAAGGUGCACAACUUCAUACGCGUGCUGCGUGACCUAA